This is a messenger RNA of Papilio polytes (common Mormon), 544 nucleotides long. RefSeq names its product transcriptional activator protein Pur-beta-A (gene Pur-alpha). Lineage: Eukaryota; Metazoa; Arthropoda; Insecta; Lepidoptera; Papilionidae. The transcript is spliced from 6 exons. Gene Ontology annotation, molecular function: DNA-binding transcription factor activity, RNA polymerase II-specific; RNA polymerase II transcription regulatory region sequence-specific DNA binding; purine-rich negative regulatory element binding. Gene Ontology annotation, biological process: regulation of transcription by RNA polymerase II. The record is from RefSeq and is a predicted model, not a curated record. Bases 143 to 544 code for a protein of 133 amino acids. Gene Ontology annotation, cellular component: nucleus.
AUGUUAAAAUUAGUUUUCAUCGUUAAAAUUCCGCCAUAAACAAGUGUAUUUUGAUAGCUUUGUAACUAUAGACAAGGUGAGCUGUCCGACGAGAGGUUCCGAAAAGAUUGGUGGAUUGCCUAUAGAAUCGGUGUGGAUUGAGAUGUCGGAUAUCGGCAGCGGUGACGAGGGAAUUUCUAGUCAGAAGUAUGGUCAGAGUAUGGACGCGGGAGGAAAUAACUUCGACUCCGGUCAGUCGCAGCAGGAGCAAGAGCUGGCCACGAAGAUGUUACAGAUCCAGUCUAAGAGGUUCUACCUCGACGUGAAGCAGAACAGGCGCGGCCGGUUCAUCAAGGUCGCAGAGAUCGGCGCGGACGGGCGGCGCAGCCAGAUCUUCCUGGCGAUGUCGACGGCGGCGGAGUUCCUAUGGGUACCGGUGUGUACGGUACCGCGGCCGGCGUGGCCGGGCGAGCGCCGCGCGGCCACGCCAGCCGCGGCCGUCAGGUGUAUUGGUGACGGCAUAUUGGGUGUUGUGUAUGGAGAGAGCACCUCGGCGUGGAGGUAG